Molecule: messenger RNA, 816 nt
Organism: Aspergillus sclerotioniger CBS 115572
Lineage: Eukaryota; Fungi; Ascomycota; Eurotiomycetes; Eurotiales; Aspergillaceae
Product: aldo/keto reductase family protein
Exons: 5
Coding region: 1-816 (271 amino acids)
Molecular function (GO): oxidoreductase activity
Source: RefSeq, a predicted model, not a curated record
AUGACCUCACUCACCCUUCAAUCAACCAAGAAGAUGGUCUCCGGUCCCCCCGACCUCACCUCAACCGUGACUCUCAAGGCUCUGGAGGUUGGAUAUCGUCAUAUUGAUAGCGCAACCCUCUAUAACAACGAAGCAGAAUGCGCCCAAGCAAUCCACGCUUCCGGCCUCCCCCGAGAGGAAAUCUUCUACACGAGCAAAGUCCCCACCACGCACAUGUCAUAUGAGAAAGCCAAGGAGGCGAUCAACGAUAGUUUAGCUGCUGCGGAGUGUUUGGGGUAUAUUGAUUUAAUGCUCCUACAUGCACCCUAUGGCGGCAAGUCUGGCCGUCUAGGCGCCUGGCGCGCACUCGUCGAAGCGCAAAAGACCGGGAAAAUCCGGUCCCUGGGGGUAUCAAACUACGGGAUCCAGCAUCUCGAGGAACUGGAGGAGUAUAUUCGCAGCAGUGGUGUCGGGGGAGAGAUCUCGGUGGGACAGUAUGAGAUUCAUCCGUGGUGUGCGAGAGAGGAUAUUGUGGGGUGGUUGAGGGAACGGAAUGUGGUGGUAGUGGCGUAUUCGCCGUUGGUGCAGGCGAAGAGGAUGAAGGAGCCGGUGUUGAGGAUGUUGGCGGAGAAGUACGGGAAGAGUGAGGCGCAGGUGUUGGUGAGGUGGAGUUUGCAGAAGGGAUAUGUUCCGUUGCCCAAGUCGGUGACGGAGUCGAGAAUUGUGGAGAAUUCGCAGGUGUUUGAUUUUGAAUUGUCGGGGGAGGAUAUGAGGCGGUUGCAGACGGCGGAGUAUGCUCCUGUUUGUUGGGAUCCGGCGAGGGAUUCAAAGCUGUAA